This is a messenger RNA of Schistocerca gregaria, 633 nucleotides long. Its product is annotated as cuticle protein 76-like. The record is from RefSeq and is a predicted model, not a curated record. The coding region runs from base 54 to 428 and encodes 124 amino acids. NCBI's taxonomy places the organism in Eukaryota, Metazoa, Arthropoda, Insecta, Orthoptera, Acrididae. The transcript has 2 exons.
AACCAGUGUCGGAACACAUCGGAAGUAAGCGACUUCGCUCAUCUAUCGCAAGGAUGGCCGUCAAGGUACUGCUGGUGUUGAGCGCGGCGCUGGUGGCGGCGGCGCAUGCGCAGGCGGGCGCGCUCGUGCAGCCGGGCGCCAUCACGUCGCAGCAGUCCAACAUCCUGCGCUCGUUCGGCAACCUGGGCCAGACGGCCGCCUCGUCCAAGACGAUCGAGACGCCGUACUCGAGCGUGCGCAAGGCGGACGUGCGCGUCAGCAACGACGCCAUCGCGCUGCCCGGCGGCCUGCUGGCGCAGACGCGCACCGCCCCCGCCGCCGCCGUCCACGCCGGGCCGCCCACGCUGCUGGGAGUGGCCUACUCCGCCGCCCCCGCCGUCGCCCACAUGACCUACACCAACGGCCUGGGCAUCAGCUACGCCUACUAGGCCGGACCUGCCCGCCCCCACACCACUCCACACCAGACCACCACCACGACGACGACGACGACGGACGAUGACGUCACAGCGGCAGCGGCGGCGCCGGCGGCGACGUAGCGGCGACCACGCCAUCACACCCCCUAACUCCUUCACUCACACGGCGCACUGUACAUACCUAAUAUUAAGUACAAAUAAAAUCUAUUUAUCUGCCUAA